Molecule: messenger RNA, 1064 nt
Organism: Talpa occidentalis (Iberian mole)
Lineage: Eukaryota; Metazoa; Chordata; Mammalia; Eulipotyphla; Talpidae
Gene: FXYD3
Product: FXYD domain containing ion transport regulator 3
Exons: 8
Coding region: 34-306 (90 amino acids)
Biological process (GO): regulation of sodium ion transmembrane transporter activity
Cellular component (GO): membrane
Molecular function (GO): sodium channel regulator activity
Source: RefSeq, a predicted model, not a curated record
UGCCUGGUGAGCCUCACAGGCCAACGCCCUAACAUGCUCGCUGUGGCGCUGCAGCUGCUCAUCCUCCUGGCAGGCCUGAAUGCCAUGAACGCCAACAACCCAGAAGCCGAAGAGGAAGACAAUCCUUUCUACUAUGAUUGGAAGAAACUCCGGAUCGGAGGCCUCAUCUGCGCAGGGGUUCUGUGCGCCACGGGCUUCAUCGUCCUCCUGAGUGGGAAAUGCAAAUGCAAGUUCAGACAGAAGCCCAGCCACCGGUCAGGCCAAGGCCCACCACUCAUCACUCCAGGCUCUGCAAGUAACUGUUGAGGACUGAUAAGAACAUGGAUGGGGCCUCUCAUCCAUCCCCAUCUCCCGGGUGGCGCAGUGGGUUGAGCGCUGUGCUGUGAAGCUGUCCGCAGCCUCUGCAGCGCGGGUUCGAUUCCCAGCCAGCCAGGGAGAUUCCCACGUGGUGCAGCAGACCUCUCCUGUCUCGCCAGUUGCUCCCCUCAGUAGUGUAGGGGAGCAACUCCCCCACACUACAGUAGUUGCUCCCCUGAUGUUCAUUAUGUUCUUUUGCCUGUUCUGCUCCCUGCUCUGUCUUGGUGAAUUCUCUCACCCUCCCGCGCCUCUGACCUGUGCCCCAGCUCUUGCAUAAAUAAAUGAAUCUUUAAUAAAUAAAUAAAAUGCUAGAAGCCUAUGAGGGUAGGAUUGGAAAAAAAGAAAAAAGAACAUGGAUAGACAGAGGAACAGCUGGCUAGCUACUUUCCCUAUGUCGUGACGCAGCACGGAGCUGGAACCGGGAUGGAAUUCCCCCUCCUCCCCGCUGAUUGUCUUGCCAGGAACUUGUCCACCUCACCUUGAAGCGGCAUUUCUUUGCUCAAUUUUUUUUUUUUAAUCUAAAUCAGUCUUGCCCAGGGAGACCUCUCCUGACUCGCCCUCUGCUCCCCUCAGCAGUGUAUUUCAGUCAGUCUGCCUGUUCUGCUCCUCAGUAUGUCUCUGAUGAAUCCUUUCACUUUUCCACACAUCUGACCUGUACCCCUGUUCUUGUAUAAAUAAUUAAAAGAAAUCUCAAAAAUAAAUAAACA